Saccostrea cuccullata (small rock oyster) is the source of this 3113-nucleotide messenger RNA. RefSeq lists its product as uncharacterized. The transcript has 24 exons. Lineage: Eukaryota; Metazoa; Mollusca; Bivalvia; Ostreida; Ostreidae. The annotation marks the transcript as partial. Gene Ontology annotation, molecular function: ubiquitin protein ligase activity; protein binding. The record is from RefSeq and is a predicted model, not a curated record. Gene Ontology annotation, biological process: protein polyubiquitination; regulation of Toll signaling pathway.
GUGUGCUGGACUGUGUGUAUAUGAGUUGAUUAACUGUAUAGUUGUCUAUCUGUGUGCUGGACUGUGUGUAUAUGAGUUGAUUAACUGUAUAGUUGUCUAUUUGUGUGCUGGACUGUGUGCAUAUGAGUUGAUUAACUGUAUAGUUGUCUAUUUGUGUGCUGGACUGUGUGCUGGACUGUGUGCAUAUGAGUUGAUUAACUGUAUAGUUGUCUAUUUGUGUGCUGGACUGUGUGUAUAUGAGUUGAUUAACUGUAUAGUUGUCUAUUUGUGUGCUGGACUGUGUGCAUAUGAGUUGAUUAACUGUAUAGUUGUCUAUUUGUGUGCUGGACUGUGUGCAUAUGAGUUGAUUAACUGUAUAGUUGUCUAUUUGUGUGCUGGACUGUGUGCAUAUGAGUUGAUUAACUGUAUAGUUGUCUAUUUGUGUGCUGGACUGUGUUUGUCUAUUUGUAGGUGUGCUGGACUGUGUGUAUAUGAGGGGAGAGGUGGACUGUGUUCCGUUAGAUUAAGUUUACCUCUCUUAAAACUGAGACCAAGGCGAGAUCUUGUACAAACCCUACUGCAUGAAAUGAUCCAUGCCUAUCUGUUUGUUACAGAUAACAAUAAGGAUCAUGAUGGCCAUGGACCAGAGUUUCACAAACACAUGUAUCGCAUCAACAAGGAGGGUGGUGUCAAUAUUACUGUGUAUCAUACAUUUCAUGAUGAAGUGGCAGAGUACAGACAACACUGGUGGAGGUGCAAUGGACCGUGUCAGAGCCGGAAACCGUACUUUGGUUAUGUGAAGCGAGCCAUGAAUCGACCCCCAGGACCUCGUGACCCAUGGUUCAAAGAUCACCAGAACUCCUGUAAUGGAACAUUUAUCAAGGUCAAAGAACCUGAGAAUUAUGGGAAGAAAAAGAAGAAAGAUGAUGGAAAAGCUGGAAAGGGAAUGGAUAAAUCAGCAAUAGAAAAGAAAAGUCCAAACAAAGAUAUAAGAACUUUCUUUGGAAAGGGCCAUGUGUUAUCAAGUAAAUCACCCAAGAAAAACAGUCCAUCAAAACUGCCAAAUAAUUCCUCAGAAUUUUCCAACCAAACUAAUGUUGUGGAAAAGACUGCAACAAAUUCAAAGAAUCUGCCUAAGUUUUAUGACACAGAUUCAGAUGAUGAACUUUUUAUCACUGAUCCACAUAAGAAACUCACGAAGCAGAAAAAUUCUAGUUCUGACUUCAGUUUUGAUAAGAGAGACCUUCCUGAGGCUAUUCUGAGAGACUUGUUAUCAGACUCUGAUGACGAACUCCUGUGUGGUGCUCUAGAAACUCAGGAAAAUGGUACAACAUCAGACGCUUCAUAUCCCGAUUCAAACUCCAUAAAAAAUACAAAUGUGAAUUACAGUUCCAUGGAUUGUGUGAUGGUAGAUAAGGGUCCAGUUUCUCACAAGCCACCACCAUCCAGUGGCUGCCAGAGUUCACCACUCCUGGGACAUGGCAGUCCCACCAAACAGAACAGAAGUUCCAUCAAGUAUGGGGAACUUAUUAUACUAGGAUAUAAUGGUCAUCUUCCGAGCGGUGAUAGAGGAAGGAAGAAGAGCAAAUUUAUUCUCGGCAAGAGGACUUCAGGAAAUGGGGUCAAACCAUACAGAAAACAUGUGGUUAAAAAUGCACAGGCUGCUAAGGCUCUACAGGAUCCCCACUCCCACUCUGUGACCUACACGUUGUCUCGCAACCAAGCAGUGGUGGUAGAGUAUAAACAAGACGAUGACACAGACAUGUUUCAGAUUGGGAGAUCUUCUGAGGUUCCGAUCGAUUUUGUUGUCAUGGAUACUAUCCCAGGUCACUUGCGAAGCAUGAAUGAUGGGAUAACCCAGAGUACAAUAUCACGGUUUGCCUGUAGGAUACUUGUGGAUAGGAAUCCACCAUAUACAGCUAGGAUCUAUGCUGCGGGUUUUGACUCAGGGAGAAAUAUAUUUCUUGGGGAAAAGGCUGUCAAAUGGUAUGUUGGGGAAGAAAUUGAUGGACUGACAACCAAUGGUGUGUUCAUAAUGAAACCUCAGGAGGGAUUUUAUCCCCCUGGAAAACCUGGGGUGUGGAGGGAAGUGUCAGUGGGAGGGGCUAUUUAUCCCCUCCGAGAGUCCAGAUCUGCCCCCCUCAAAACUAACCAGAUAAAGGAUGAGGAUAAUGUAUUACAAGAUGGUACACUAAUAGAUUUGUGUGGUGCUACAUUACUAUGGAGAUCUGCUUUAGGACUUAUUUCUUCCCCGAGUGAACAUGAAUUUGAGGACCUGGUAGAGACAAUUAAUGCUGGCCGUCCCCAGUGUCCCGUUGGCCUAAACACCCUGGUACUGCCUAAGAAAGGCACUCUGGGGCUGGCCGACAGACAGCCCUAUGUGUAUCUACAGUGUGGCCAUGUGCAUGGACAACACCAGUGGGGGCAGAAGGACGAUAAAACUGCCAGGACCUGUCCACUGUGUCUAAAGGAUGGAACUUUUAUCAAACUGAAGAUGGGAUGUGAGUUGAGUUUUUACGCCGAUUCGGAUCCACCCACACAUUGUUUUAAUCCCUGUGGACACAUGGCUUCAGAGAAAACAGUCAGGUACUGGUCUGAACUUCCUGUGCCACAUGGUUGUCAAGGUUUCCAUGCCAUCUGUCCAUUCUGUGCCACACCCCUCAGUCUGGAGGCAGGGUUUAUCAAGCUGAUUUUUCAGGAUAACACAGACUGAAUCUCCUGUGAUAAUUAAGUGAAGUUCAUUGUUUAUUAAGAUGAGGAUUAUGUUACAACUAUACAGAGAAAAGAUUUUGUCUCACUGCAUACGAGAUGAACAUGUAUAUCAGAAAACCUUUGCACCAAAAAUUAAUUGGGUCAUAGUUUCAGAAAAUAUUAAAUGGCUCAUAGUGUCAGAUAAUAUAAAAGAAAAAUUAAGAUUUCAUCAUUUGCUAUGUAUUAGUGGUAGGAAAGCUGGGAAAAUGUGUCUGUUUUUAUUUAGUAUGUAAUGCAGAGAGAAAUCUGCCAAUCUAUCUGAUUGAAGAUUCACAUACUGUCAAGAUUUUUCUCUUUUAGACAAAAUGAUACCAGUAGCUAGAAUAAUAUGGUACAAUAUGAUUAAAAUCUGAUCAUUAACAUGGACUUUUAAAAAAUAGAAA